Molecule: messenger RNA, 617 nt
Organism: Mya arenaria
Lineage: Eukaryota; Metazoa; Mollusca; Bivalvia; Myida; Myidae
Exons: 2
Coding region: 222-617 (131 amino acids)
Source: RefSeq, a predicted model, not a curated record
AACAGUUCAAAGACUUUCAAUGUGUUUCAAUAUGACUGUAUUGAAGAGUGUAAAUAUUAGAUUUAUGCGAGUUAAAAUCACAACUUUUCUUUCUAAGGUUGCCAUAACUUCGUAAAUAGUCCAAAUCAGUACCUCGUCAACUUUAGUAACAACCGUCGCUUGCUCAGUUAGAGGUGAUACGUUGUAAAGUUUGAAGUGACAGGUGACACGUGAACAUUUGGAUGCAGAGUUCGUGGCCAAACGUCGUCAUGAAGAUCAUUCUGAUAAUGGUCUGCCUCUCGCUGCUCGAGCUACUGGCGAGCGUCAGAGGAGACAUUUCAGUCCAAGACUACAGCAAGUAUACGGGGAAUUCCGCUAUCACCGGGACCAGCUUAGGGCAGACGUCCGCACGCUCGGCAGUCCGCUGCAGCACGUUGUGCUCGCGUCACGAAGAGGAGAAGGGGGAACGUUGUCAUGCGGCUCGCUACCAUGGUGAAACACGUGCCUGUGAAUUGAUGUCACGUAGUGGAGAGGGGGCGGAGGAAUGGCUCGUGGACGGACAAUGGAACAUUUAUGUUAUCCAGGGCGUUGCUGCGUGUGGUGAGGGCUGGCACGAUUACGAAACUUCCUGUCUCUAA